Molecule: messenger RNA, 4163 nt
Organism: Aricia agestis (brown argus)
Lineage: Eukaryota; Metazoa; Arthropoda; Insecta; Lepidoptera; Lycaenidae
Product: cGMP-specific 3',5'-cyclic phosphodiesterase-like
Exons: 20
Coding region: 211-3453 (1080 amino acids)
Biological process (GO): signal transduction
Molecular function (GO): protein binding; 3',5'-cyclic-nucleotide phosphodiesterase activity
Source: RefSeq, a predicted model, not a curated record
GGGAGGUGCACGUGUCCCGUGUGAAUUGUGCGCGUACAAAAGGCAUUUCCUCAAUAAAAUCGCGCGUGGAAUCACUUAUAGAGUGGAUUUUUGAUCGUGCCCGUGGGAUUGUGGUGACUCGCGUGCUGUUAACCCGAGGGGUUGGUGUCAGAGAAACAAAUGAAGGGAAAUGUGGUCGAAACACAGGGGUAGACAUCCAGACAUCUAACCAUGACCUCAGAGGAACCUAUAGAUGUUGCUAAAAAAGCCGACGACAAAUCCAACAAGACGAAAUUCGACGCAGUAGACCCACGGAAACAACAAGAUAAACAGAAGCGUUCGACGGAACUGAUGCAACUCGUCUACGAGAUUCCUGUCGAGAUAGACGAGGUUAUAUCAUUUACAGACGAAAUAGACAACAACAAUAUGCACAAAGAAAACCCACCGAUAACUAUAGUUGAGAUUUCAGAAGUGAACGGUGAUUCUAAUACAGAUUGCGAAUAUUAUAAGGACAUAGAUGAUUUAGGUAACAAAGUGGUGUAUGAUGUUUUAACAACCAACGAACUAUUGAUGCAGUGUAAUGAAGAAAGAUCGUCCCCAGACGAAUGCACGGAAGACGAUCUAUUAGAACUGAAAUCUAUAUUGGAAAGCAAGCCUAAAUUACUGGAGAAGUAUAUAAAGGAGGUUGCUAGUCAGGAUGAGGUGAAUAGGUUGCAUAAUUUGACGUCAUGUGGUACGUUGUCCCCAAGGCCACAUCAUGAAGCCAGGAGUACGUCGGUUACGUCAGAUCUGUUCCAACUAUGGCUGUCGUCGUCACCUGUUAAGCGGUCCCGGUCGCCCAGCGCGUCGGCGCGGCAGCUGGAGGAGGCGGACCUGUUCAUGGACCUCAUCAAGGACGUCGCCAACGAGCUGGACAUCGACGUGCUGUGCCAUAAGAUCCUAGUCAACGUGUGUCUCCUGACAUCAGCUGAUCGAGGCAGCUUGUUUCUCGCAAAGGGUACACCUCCAGAUCGCUACCUCCAGGCCAAGCUGUUCGAUGUGACCAGAGAUACAGAACUGAACGAUGCUCUCCAGAUCGCUAGGAGCCAGGAGAUCAAGAUACCGUUUGGAGUGGGUGUAGCGGGGCUGGCCGCGCAGACCAAACACCAUAUUAACAUCAAAAACGCUUACUCAGAUCCCAGGUUCAACAGUGAGAUAGAUGCCAGAACUGGCUACAAGACGGAGUUGAUCCUGUGCAUGCCGAUAUGUAACUACGAGGGGGACGUGGUCGGCGUGGCGCAGAUCAUCAAUAAGACUGAUGGCUCCAAGGAAUUCUCACCCCGUGACGUGGAAGUCUUCCGGCGGUACCUCACCUUCUGCGGCAUCGGAAUCCAAAACGCGCAGCUGUUCGAGACCAGCGUCCUGGAGUACAAGAGAAACCAGAUCCUGCUGGCGCUGGCUCGGAGCAUCUUCGAGGAGCAGAGCAACCUGGAGUGCCUGGUCACGAAGAUCAUGACUGAGGCCCGGGAGCUGCUCAAGUGCGAGCGGUGCGCCGUCUUCAUCCUGGACACGGACCACUGCGAGUCGAGCCACCUCGAGCGCAUCGUCCAGCGGCCUGGGGGUCGCAAGAGCGGCACCCUGGCUUUACCGCCGCCCGCGCCGACGAGAUUUCACACCCUGUUCGAGUUGGGAGCGCACCACUCCCGGACUACACUCACACCGCGACACGACUAUAGGUCGACGCUGGCGUGUAUCGCUUUGGCGGUAGCCCAAUCCAAUAAAGCCCUAAACAUUUCUGACGUGAACGACUGGAGGCGGCAGAACAAUAUGGUCGUGGAGAGCGAAGUGACAGAUGAUGCCGCUAAUGUCAGAACUAUGCUGUGUAUGCCGAUUGUAAACGCCAAUAAGGACGUUAUUGGCGUGGCGCAGUUGAUAAAUAAGGAGAACGGCUGUCAAUUCACGGACGGGGACAUAUCAAUAUUCGAGGCGUUCGCGAUAUUCUGCGGACUCGGCAUACACAACACUCAGAUGUAUGAAAACGCCUGCAAACUCAUGGCUAAACAGAAGGUAGCUCUGGAAUGUCUGUCGUACCACGCCACCGCAUCAACAGAAGACACGAGUCGACUCAGUCAGGAUGUUAUCCCCUCUGCAGAGACUUACAACCUGUACAGCUUUCAUUUCCAUGAUUUCGACUUAUCAGAUGAAGACACGUGCAGAGCGACCAUCAGAAUGUUCCUACAGUGCAACCUGGUUGAGAAGUUCCACAUACCUUACGAUGUCCUCUGCCGUUGGACUUUAAGCGUCAAGAAGAACUACCGUCCAGUCAAAUAUCACAACUGGAGGCACGCUCUAAACGUCGCACAAACCAUGUUCGCCAUGCUGAAAACAGGGAAUAUGGAGAGAUUCAUGACGGAUCUGGAGAUCCUAGGUCUCCUAGUAGCGUGUCUAUGCCAUGACCUAGACCAUAGAGGCACUAACAACGCGUUCCAGACGAAGACAGAAAGUCCUUUGGCGAUUUUGUACUCGACGUCCACAAUGGAACAUCACCAUUUCGACCAGUGUGUUAUGAUUUUGAAUAGCGAGAGCAAUAAUAUUUUCCAGGCUCUCUCUCCCUGCGACUACAAGGAUGUGAUGAGAGUCGUGGAAACGGCAAUUCUCUCUACGGACCUGGCGAUGUAUUUCAAGAAAAAGUCCAAGUUUCUGGAGCUGGUAGAGAAUGGAGAGUUCGACUGGCAGAGCCGGGAGAAGAAGGAAUUGCUGUGCGGCAUGAUGAUGACAGCAUGCGACGUAUCCGCCAUCGCCAAGCCGUGGGAGGUGCAGCACAGGGUCGCCAAGCUGGUAGCCGACGAGUUCUUCGACCAGGGAGACCUAGAGAAGCUGCAGCUUAACCAGCAGCCCAUGGCUAUGAUGGACAGGGAGAAGAAAGAUGAGCUACCUCAGAUGCAAGUUGGCUUCAUCGACAUGAUCUGCCUGCCUCUCUACAAGGCGCUAGCAGAUACAUUCCCCUGGAUCUCACCGCUAUAUGUCGGGACUGCUGACAACAGGCGUCGGUGGCAAGAUCUGGCGGAGAAGGUAGAGAUGGGUCUGACGUGGAUCGACCACGACACCAUCGACAAACCCAUUGAGGAGUUCACAGCCCUUAACGAGCCAAUCAAAGACGUGGAGCUGACAGUCCAGACCCUGAACUGCGUGCGGCCGGUGACGGAACCCAGCGGAACCCUACUCAAGCCCAUCAAGAACUCCUUCAGCUCGCUCCGAAGGGGCAAAAGUGGGAGUUAUUCUAGACCUAACAGGAGUAAACUAACACGAUCAAUGUACGCCAUGCCGAGUUCUCGCGAUGAGAAGAAGUCUCCUGUUGUAGACAAGAGAGAGAGCCCGGAGCAGGAGAAGACGUCGCAGAGCAGCAAGACAUCGAAGACUAAAGGACGGGGUAAUCACUCCAGUACUGAUAAGCCGGACCGAAUUAAGCCGUCCAAAUCAACUUCCACCGACUAAGAACGAAAGAAAUCCUAUAAUACGACAAAUUUAAUACUUGCACGGCGAACUGUGAAAUUUUUGAUCCUUGUGUCACUAGGAUCAAAAAUUUCGCAGUGUUCUUAUACGAGUAUAUGUGAAGUUGUAAUAUUUUUGGACAUUCUGUUAUCAUGGAUUGCAACACUUUAUUUUUUUUUCGUGCACUUUGGCUGAGGAAACGUCAAAAUGACAGAGUAGUGUGCUCCCACCAUUUUGAUACUCGAACGAGACGCCGGUUUUGUUUUUUUAAGAAAUUGUUGUUUUGAAUAUUGGUGAAACCAAAAUGCUUGUAAAUAAUUCGACAUUUAAUAUUUUUCAAUAGCCCUGGCUAUGAAUUUUUGUGACAUUUGCAAAUUAAUUUAGAAAAAAAUUGUAACCAACACAAAAUCUGCUAAAACCGAUUACAUAAUAUAGGUUAAAGAACGUAGGUAUUAUAAUAUUAUAUUCUAAAAGUUUUUAUUUAACAAAUGUCGUAAAAUUUCAAGGCAUUUUUAAUUCUAAAUGUAUGUAGAAAUUGUAGAACCUAGAAAACUGGAUACACCUUAGAUUAUCAUAAUCAUUUGAAGUCUUUUCUAAUAUCUGUGUCAAUUUGAUAGUAUGGUUGUAUAGAUAAGUGACUAGAUAAAUAAUUAAUUACAUUCAUACAUUGCUACAUUUCAACAAAAGUUGACUUGAUAAGACUUUAUGGUAUU